AUUCAAGUGCUCUGCCUACCAAGGGCCCUGUGAAGCAAUGGAAUAUCACUCUCAUGUGGAGAAUCUGGAUGAAGAUGGAUAUACUCAAUUAGACUUCAGCACUCGAGACAUCUAUAAAUGGCCUGUGAGAUCAGAGAAAGGAAACCAGGCUCCAUCUUCUCCUUGGAGGCCCAUUGCAGUGGCUUUAGGCAUCCUGUGCUUGGUGGCAGUAGUGGUUGCUGCAGUGUUGGGUGCCCUAGUAUUUUGGAGAUUCAAUUCAGGGAGAAAUCCAGAGAAGAAAGACAGCUUCCCAGCAAGAAAUAAAGAGAACCACAAGCCCACAGAAUCAUCUUUAGAUGAGAAGGUGGCUCCCUCCAAAGCAUCCCAAACUACAGGAGUUUUUUCUGGGCCUUGCCUUCCUAAUUGGAUCUUGCAUGGGAAGAGCUGUUAUCUAUUUAGUUUCUCAGAAAAUUCCUGGUAUGGAAGUAAGAGAUAUUGCUCCCAGCUAGGUGCUCAUCUACUGAAGAUAGACAACUCAAAAGAAUUUGAGUUCAUUGAACGUCAAACGUCUUCCCACCGUGUUAAUUCAUUUUGGAUAGGCCUGUCCCGCAAUCAGAGUGAAGGCCCAUGGUUCUGGGAGGAUGGAUCAGCAUUCACCCCCAACUCGUUUCAAGUCAGAAAUACAGCUCCCCAAGGAAGCUUACUGCACAAUUGUGUAUGGAUUCACGGGUCAGAGGUCUACAACCAAAUCUGUAAUAUUUCCACAUUCAGUAUCUGUGAGAAGGAACUGUAAAUGUAUGUGAGGGUGUAAACAUGGUGUAUAGGUAUGUGUGUGCAUGCACACAUACACAUACAUACACCAACACCAACACCAACAGCAACUCAACGACAACAACAGCAGCAGCAAUAACAGCUCAGAACAGAACAGAGCAGAACAGAAAAGACUAAUUUUGAAAAUCAGAGAAAAUAUUGAAAUGCUAAGAGACUUUAACCUCAGCUGAGAACUUGGAUGAAGAAGCUGAGACUUCUGUACUUGUGAGCUUCAUAAAGAAGGCAGUGCUAUGUAGAUGUGGACUGAAGGUAGCUCAGAAAUACAGAGAGUACGUGAACCUAAGGUGCCCUGACUCAGAUGUCACAGCCAUAACAAAACUUCUACACCAUCAGGAAACACUGUAGAGGAAGGCUGAAGACUAUAAGAGUCAGAGGACCAGCUUCUAAUGCUAGGGUCGUCUAGACAGGACAGGGAGAGUGUAUUCAGGAAACAACAACAACACAAUUCAGCAAACAAGACCUGCAUAAUGACAGCCUCAGUUGGUAUGCCAACAUGGACGUAGAAUUUUCACAAAGUCCUAUGCCCCACAUGAAGAACUACAGGAAAUUAAUGAUUCUCAAAGAGGGGGAAAGAGCUUUCUCUAGGAAUAAGCCUCCUGAUGUGCUACUGAACCCCAAGCAGUCAGCACUGAACACAUGUACAGACCAGCAUCAUUAAAUGAACUAGUAAGACACAUACAUAUAUGUUAAUCAAAAAUUUUCAUGGGAGUAGACACUGUGUUUGUGUGAUUUGCUCAGUGUCUGGCAGUACAUCACACCCAGGGAGAAGGCAAAAUGCACUUCUAAAUUGAGAAGUGAAGAAAUGAGGGAAGAAAAUCUUCACUACAAAUAUAGCUCUUAUUUUCAUCCACAUGGUCACUAUUAAAAUGAUCACCACCCAAAAGUAGUGACCCAAGCUUCUUCCCCAGCUAGAUAACCCAGAGAGUCUGCCUAUCUUUUCUGAUAGCAAAUCUGGUAUGACAAAGGUGGUGCCCUUAUAGGAAGCAUUGUCCUUAAAUAUUAUAUUUGGAAAGAUAAAUCUGAUAGUGAAUAUUUAAAAUGCACUCAGUCAGGAUUAGUGUUUUGGAGCAUAAAACAUAUUUCAUCAUGUUAUGAUACACUCUCUUGCAGUUAACCAACUCUUAAGUCAUUUCUUUACAAACAUAUGACUGGAAUAUGACUCUGUUUCCUAGUGUGAUCUGUUUUGUUAACUUCUAAGACUGUCCAUUAAAACCACCUGUAUAUCCAGUGCAGAUUUCUAAAUUGCUGGGAUCUGUUCGUAGCUUCCUCAGACUGAUCAAUAUGUAGGCAGAAAUUGUGCUGAGUCCACUUGAACAUGAUUGGUUUUAUGUCACUUUCAUCCCAAUUGAAAAACUGCUUAUUAAAGUAUCUUUGGCCUCUAAAUAACCUGCCUAUAUGUAACAGUCACUAACCUAAUUUGCCUUCUCCCCUAAAAGGUUGAUACUCCCCUAAAAGGUGAGAUACUUUGAUACUAGGUAGGGAAUAUGUAUACUAGAUGGUUUUUCAUUGAAGCAUAAA
This is a messenger RNA of Apodemus sylvaticus (European woodmouse), 2328 nucleotides long. RefSeq names its product C-type lectin domain containing 7A (gene Clec7a). Gene Ontology annotation, molecular function: pattern recognition receptor activity; (1->3)-beta-D-glucan binding. Gene Ontology annotation, biological process: positive regulation of cell migration; phagocytosis, recognition; detection of molecule of fungal origin. The record is from RefSeq and is a predicted model, not a curated record. Lineage: Eukaryota; Metazoa; Chordata; Mammalia; Rodentia; Muridae. Bases 38 to 772 code for a protein of 244 amino acids. Gene Ontology annotation, cellular component: cell surface. The transcript has 6 exons.